This is a messenger RNA of Frieseomelitta varia, 3766 nucleotides long. RefSeq names its product guanine nucleotide-binding protein G(o) subunit alpha (gene Galphao). The record is from RefSeq and is a predicted model, not a curated record. The coding region runs from base 1397 to 2461 and encodes 354 amino acids. Gene Ontology annotation, molecular function: GTP binding; G protein-coupled receptor binding; GTPase activity. Lineage: Eukaryota; Metazoa; Arthropoda; Insecta; Hymenoptera; Apidae. Gene Ontology annotation, cellular component: heterotrimeric G-protein complex. Gene Ontology annotation, biological process: adenylate cyclase-modulating G protein-coupled receptor signaling pathway. The transcript has 9 exons.
GCCAGUUGGUGGAUCGAUCGACGUCCCGUCGAACCUCGCGGCCGUGAUCGCUGCUGCGCCUCUGGGCGGGGCGAGAGGGCGCCUCAGUCGUGCACCGGAGCUCAGAAAGGACGCUUCGUCCAGCUCCUCGAACGUUGCUCGUUCGCUUGGAUCUCUCUCUUUCCUCCUCGUCGAUUUUUCCGACGAAAAAAAACACGAAAGAAAAAACGAAAAAAAAAAAAAAGAAACAAGACAAGACGCUCCUUUCGCGUCUUCUAGGGGCUGUGGUACGAUUAUAAACUUCAAGCAGACGUGUGAUCCGAAACUUCGAAAAGCGAGCGAGAGAGAAAGAGGGGGAGAGAGAGAGAGAGAGAGACAGAGAAAGAGAGAGCCAAACGUGAGAGCUUAGUUACAAUAGUGUUUUUAUCUCUGAUUUGAGAUUCGAGAUAUAUUCUUUCUUCGCCCGUGUACCAUUAGUAGCCAGUAGUCCGAGACUCGAGAGACCCGUGGAAUAGUACCGUACCACUCCGUGGUACAUACUAUAGUUGCAGCGACGCGGAUCAACCAGUGAUCGUUUCAACGCGGCGCGGUUCACGUCGUCCUCGCCGGAGGACACCGGGGAUAACACUUACGUCCGUACCGGGGGAUAUUUUUCGUUCCCUUUGAAUUCAUUCGGCUGCCCCGUGUAUAUCUCGUGUACUAACCGAUCGUAUUCCUCUCGUUGGUUCGAACGUACGUUACAUUCUGUUCGACUGUUCGACUCGUCGGAUAACCAGCCACGUAUCGAUUCGAGAGGUGAUACGGGCGUACGUAGAUAGAGAUAGGACGCACGUCCUAGUGAGACAAGUGAGAGAUACACGUUGAAGAGGUGCGUAAAGAGAAAAGGGUUUCGAAAGUAUCGAGAAAGGGGGAGAGGCGUCUAUGUGCGCGGCCGGAGGUACGGAGAGCUACCCUGGCACCUAGCGGACGACGCGGGGUGGCUUCACCAAGUCUAGUGCUCUAAGAGAGGGUGAAACUCGUCCCAGGGUGGCGGGCUCCGUCAGCAGAGGGCGGCGAGCGUCGCGGAGCAGUAGCUAGUAAGGAAGAGGAGGAGAGGCCAGACCGGAGGAAGACGGAUAUAUACCCGUGACGAAGAAGACGAAGACGACGCGGUCGUGGCGUAGGUGUCCGAGGGUGGCGGCGGUGGUGACGUGCAGGAGGUGGUGGCGGCGGAGGAGGGUGGUAGUGACCGUGGAAGAAGCGGCGACUCCUGCAACGUGAGUCGCGGAGCGGUGCUGCUGGGUUGUUGUUGUUGUUGUUGUUGGGUGGUGUUGGUGGUGGUGGUGGCCACGAAGAGGGUAGAAUAACGGUUUCUUAGCCGGCCAGGGGUACGGACAGAGGCUUGGUGGUGGCGUUUGUAAAAAUAACGUGUGGCAAGAUGGGCUGCGCCAUGUCAGCGGAAGAGCGGGCCGCACUGGCCCGUAGCAAGCAGAUCGAGAAGAAUCUCAAGGAGGAUGGUAUCCAGGCUGCCAAGGAUAUCAAGCUACUGCUGCUUGGUGCCGGCGAGUCUGGGAAGAGUACCAUCGUCAAACAAAUGAAAAUUAUCCACGAAAGUGGAUUCACACCUGAAGAUUUCAAGCAGUACAGGCCCGUAGUUUAUAGCAACACGAUACAAUCUCUAGUCGCUAUUCUGAGAGCGAUGCCAAAUUUGGACAUCAAUUUUUCGACCAAUGAGCGAGAGCCGGACGCGAAAAUGGUGUUUGACGUGAUUCAAAGAAUGGAGGACACAGAGCCAUUCAGCGAGGAGCUUUUGGCUGCGAUGAAUAGACUCUGGGCCGACAGCGGGGUCCAGGAAUGCUUUGGCAGGAGCAACGAGUACCAACUCAACGACUCGGCGAAAUAUUUCCUGGACGAUCUAGACCGAUUAGGGGCCAGAGAUUACCAGCCAACGGAGCAGGAUAUUUUAAGGACCCGUGUCAAAACAACGGGUAUAGUCGAGGUUCACUUUUCGUUCAAGAAUCUUAAUUUCAAAUUGUUCGACGUCGGCGGUCAAAGAAGCGAACGUAAGAAGUGGAUCCAUUGCUUCGAGGAUGUGACCGCGAUCAUAUUCUGCGUAGCAAUGUCCGAGUACGAUCAGGUGUUGCACGAAGACGAGACCACGAAUCGAAUGCAAGAAAGUUUAAAACUGUUCGACUCAAUUUGCAAUAACAAAUGGUUCACCGAUACCUCGAUCAUUCUCUUCUUGAACAAAAAGGAUCUCUUCGAGGAGAAGAUCCGGAAGUCACCACUUACCAUUUGCUUCCCCGAGUAUGCCGGGGCGCAGGAGUACGGUGAAGCAGCCGCGUACAUCCAGGCGCAAUUCGAGGCGAGGAACAAGUCAACCACUAAGGAGAUCUACUGCCACAUGACUUGCGCUACUGAUACAGACAACAUUCAAUUCGUGUUCGACGCAGUCACAGAUGUCAUUAUCGCCAAUAAUCUCCGUGGCUGCGGUCUCUAUUAGGAUAAAUAUUCCCGUCGCGGAGCCGAUCAACCGACACAAACUCACACUCACACGCAUAAACACGACAGACAUUUAUUGCGAGAACGGGGGAGCGCGUGAGAAUGAGAGACUGUGAGAUUGUCAGCUGCCGAGAGAGAGAGAGAGAGAGAGAGAGAGAGAGAGAGAGAGAGAGAGAGAGAGAGAGAGAGAGAGAGAGAGAGGGGGAGAGAAUUGCUGAAAGAACGAAACAGAGGAAGAAAGAGGAAGAGAGAAAGAGAGAGAAAGAGAUGAGAGAGUACACCUAUGUACCACCGCUACAAACUACCAACCACCUGCAGAUACCUUCUUGAUUUUUUUUUUUAAUCAAAUUAACCCAGUAUUGUGCCAACCUUUUCAACCAUUCUCCUUAUCUUAUUCGACGGUUUCGCAACAAUAUUCGCGCGAUGCUGUGCAUUACUGUGAUAUUGCCAAAAUGACAUCAAUCAGAGCAGAUCGCUCUCUGUGUAAUUGUUUCACCAUGCGGAUUACUUUUUGCAUUCCUGAUAAAAAAAAGGAAUAGGAAAUUUCUGAGCCAGUCUUGAGAUCUUGAAUUGUAAAUAUGUCUUGGAUUAUUUUUUAAACUUUUCGUAGCCACUUUUCUGGCAGUCUGUUAGAUCGAUUGAAAUGUGGAAUAAGUUGAGGAAUAUGUUGAAAAGGGGGCACACAAUGAUCGAUCCAGGUUUUUCGCGACAAAUCGCACAAAGACGAAUCACGAAGCACGUUUCUGGAUCGCGAGGUCCAUCCAUCUGGUUUUUAUUGUAAAUUAGAGGAAAAACUUUGUUCAGGUAGAAGAUCGAGUCAGGUAGAAGAUCGACAAAAUACUUCUUUUAACGCGUAUCAAAUAAUUUUUAGUUGUUGUCAAAUUAGUUUUCACGACUCCUCAGAACGAUGAAUGUUUCAAGAUUCUUUCAAAAAUACAGCACUUCUUUUACAAUUAAAAAAAAAAAAAAAAAAAAAAAAAAAAAAGAAACAGAAAUGAAGAUUCUGGGAGAUUCUCAAUUUUCUACCUGAAAAGGAACAUUUUCCUUUUUCACGCGUAGCAUAAUAACAUCAUUCAACUACUUUGACUUCAAUUUGAACAAGCAUAUUACGUUCGUCGCCGAUCGCACAAGCCGCGCACAAGAUACCGACCGAAGAAACGUAUAUAUAUUUUUCCUCUCUAACGAAGUAUUUUGUAUUUCGACGUAACUCGACAGGUCGAAGAUGUACAAUAUUAUUAUACACACCGUUCAGUUUUCGACCAGUUCUUUUCUCUAGUUCGGAAACUAGGAAUCAGGGACGAAGCGC